This is a messenger RNA of Hyla sarda, 3989 nucleotides long. RefSeq names its product ubiquitin specific peptidase 13 (gene USP13). Bases 289 to 2688 code for a protein of 799 amino acids. NCBI's taxonomy places the organism in Eukaryota, Metazoa, Chordata, Amphibia, Anura, Hylidae. The record is from RefSeq and is a predicted model, not a curated record. Gene Ontology annotation, molecular function: zinc ion binding; cysteine-type deubiquitinase activity; protein binding. Gene Ontology annotation, biological process: protein deubiquitination. The transcript is spliced from 21 exons.
CCUCCGCCGCCCAGUAUCGGCAGCAGGACCCGGGGCUGGUGUGAUCUGCUAUUGGAUUAAAAUAGCCUCCUGUGUCCUGCCCUCCCAUGCCUGGGCCGCCGGCUGCAGAGCCUCCAGCAUUGUUUGGAAGCAGCAGGAAUGUGAAGAUGGCUGCAGACCUGGGAGAGCUGCUUGUGCCUUACAUGCCCACCAUCAGGGUGCCCAAGUCAGGGGACAGGGUCUACAAGACGGAGUGCGCCUUCUCCUAUGACUCCCCUGUGACUUUCUGAAGGAGGUCUGUAUGUGUGUAUGAGCACAUUCCUUGGAUUUGGAAGGGAACAUGUAGAACGACACUACAGGAAGACAGGACAAAGUGUGUAUAUGCAUCUAAAACGCCAUGUAAAACCGAAAGCAACUGGGGCAUCUGGUGGAGCCCUUCCAAGACGUAUCAAUGGCAAGCUAUUUUUAGAUCUUGAAAUUGAUGCAGAUUUCAACAGUGAUGAUUAUGAGCUUGAAGAUGAAGCCAAACUUGUUAUAUUUCCAGAUCACUUUGAAAUUGCCUUACCUAAUAUAGAGGAGCUCCCAGCUUUGGUAACAAUAGCUUGUGAUGCUGUUCUAAAUUCCAAGUCUCCAUAUAGAAAAUUGGAACAGGAGUCCUGGGAGGAAGAACUACAAAUGUCAAAGUUUGCAAAUAACCUUGUGCAAAUAGACAAUGGUGUAAGGAUACCACCAAGUGGCUGGAAAUGUGCGAAGUGUGAACUACGGGAAAACCUGUGGCUAAACCUGACAGAUGGUUCAGUAAUGUGUGGAAGGUGGUUUUGCUCAGGUAAUGGUGGGAAUGGACAUGCCUUGGAACACCACAAGCAGAUGGGCUAUCCAUUAGCUGUAAAACUUGGAACUAUUACACCAGAUGGAGCAGAUGUAUAUUCCUUUGAUGAGGAAGAAGCUGUUAUAGACCCACACCUUGCCAAACAUCUUGCACAUUUUGGGAUUGAUAUGCUACAGAUGCAAGGGACAGAGAAUGGUGUGAUGGAUAAUGAAGUUAAACCAAGGGUCAGUGAAUGGGAAGUCAUCCAAGAAACUGGACUUAAGCUGAAACCAACAUUUGGCUCUGGCUACACUGGUAUAAGAAACCAGGGGAACAGCUCCUACCUCAGCACAGUGAUGCAGGUCAUCUUCAGCAUACCAGAAUUUCAGAGGGCUUAUGUUGGAAACCUAACACGGAUAUUUGACUAUGCUCCUCUGGAUCCAACACAAGACUUCAGUACCCAGAUGGCUAAACUUGGUCACGGUUUACUCUCUGGACAGUACUCAAAGCCACCAGUGAAAUGUGAGCUGAUAGAACAGGUGAUGAAAGAAGAGCACAAGCUUCAACCAAAAGGUAUUACAACGCGAAUGUUUAAAGCCUUAGUAAGCAGAGGACAUACCGAAUUCUCAUCAAACAGACAACAAGAUGCACAAGAGUUUUUCCUGCACCUCAUUAAUCUAGUAGAGAGAAACAGCAUAGGCUCAGAGAAUCCCAGUGAUGUCUUCAGGUUUCUGGUAGAGGAGCGGACACAGUGUUGCCAGUCAAGAAAAGUUCGCUACACAGAAAGAAUUGACUAUAUUAUGCAACUUCCUGUGGCUUUGGAAGCGGCAACAAAUAAAGAUGAAUUGAUUGCUUAUGAAUUGAAGAGAAGAGAGGCAGAAAAUGCAAAAAGACCACCCCCAGAAAUCGUGCGUGCUAGGAUCCCAUUCAGUGCCUGUCUUCAGGCCUUCUCUGAGCCUGAGAAUGUGGACGACUUCUGGAGCAGUGCUCUUCAAGCCAAGUCUGCAGGUGUUAAGACAUCUCGUUUUGCUUCAUUCCCUGAAUUACUGGUGAUCCAGAUAAAGAAGUUUACAUUUGGACUUGACUGGGUACCCAAAAAACUUGAUGUAACAGUAGAAAUGCCCGAUGUCCUGGAUGUAAAUCAUCUCCGAGCAAAAGGUCUGCAGCCUGGAGAAGAAGAGCUCCCAAACAUUGCUCCCCCUAUUGUUAUUCCAGAUGACCCAAAAGAUCCUUUCCGGAACCAUUUCAUGGAUGCUCCUGACAUAGACGAGUCUUCAGUCAUGCAGCUGGCUGAGAUGGGUUUCCCACUGGAGGCUUGUCGGAAGGCUGUGUACUACACUGGAAGCAUGGGUGCAGAAUUAGCUUUCAACUGGAUUAUUGCACACAUGGAAGAUCCUGAUUUUGCAGAACCAUUAAACAUCCCUGGAUGUGCUGCUGCAUCUGCCCAACCUUCAUUUGGACACCCUGAACUCAACCAACCACCAGAAGAGAUCGUAGCUCUUAUCACAUCCAUGGGUUUCCAGAGAAAUCAAGCUUUCCAGGCAUUGAGGGCAACAAAUAACAAUCUGGAGCGGGCCCUGGACUGGAUAUUCUCACAUCCUGAAUGUGAAGAUGAAGCCGCUAAUACUUCACAAUCUGUAGAUGAGGAAAACAAUCAGCAAUCAAAUGGGAUACUUACCAACAAUGAACAAGAAGGACCUCGAGUUAAAGAUGGAAAUGGAAGAUAUGAACUUUUUGCCUUUAUCAGUCAUAUAGGAACAUCAACCAUGUCUGGGCAUUAUGUGUGUCAUAUCAAAAAAGAAGGAAGAUGGGUGAUUUAUAAUGACCAUAAAGUUUCAGCAUCUGAACGACCACCUAAAGACUUGGGCUACCUUUACUUCUAUCAUAGGAUAGCUUGUUAAGCCUUAACUAGGGGAACUCCUAGGCCUGUAGAAAGCCAAAGAGAGUUUAUACCAGCUCAAGAAAGACAUGCAUAAGGAAAAGAAUACCGAACUGCCAAAACACCAAGAGAUAAAUCUUCAUUAUUUAUAGUUUAUUUAAAGGAAAGUAAUGUUUAAUGCGUCAGAAAGCGUAAUACUGGAAAUUUCGACUUCAGGAAAACGUAAUUUGUUUUGUGCAGUUUUAAAUGGGAAUGGAUGAGUGUGUUACCUUUUUUACUUUAUUACAAGCAUUAGGUAUGUUCUCUCUCUUGGAAGAUUUAAUAACUGGAAAUAUGUGAAUAUGGAAGCUGUCACUUAACUGCACAAUGAAUCCACUAGAUUAGUUUCUGUUGCCCUGCAGUUGUCAAUAAUAACAGCAGGUGGCGCUGUUACUAUAUGUCUGGAUGUGGUGUGGAAGCAUGUUUCUGAUCUGGGUUAUACAGUAGCUGAAAGAACCUUCUAACUUGCCACAAAUAAAUAACAUUCACCCCAUGUAGAAAUAUAACAUAUGACAUAAUAUGCAAAUGUUUCCAGUUGAAUAGAUAUACUGGAAUAUAAAUAGAUAGAAAAGAAUGCAAUAUAUCCAUCUCCAUCUCUUAUUAUUUUGUUUUAGUAAUCUCUCUUAAGCCUCUGCUAAGUCCUUCUUUGCAAUCUGUGUACUUUGCUGGCAAAGUUAUGGAUGUAGUUCAGUAUUAGAACCUUUUGAGAAUAUACACUCACAAUUUCAAGUGAUUCCCUUCUGUGAACCCAUGGCAGUAAGUAGGAUUACUUGCCAUCUAAAAAAGACGUACUGAAUCGCUGGAGGCUCAGCAAAGAUUACAGAGCACUUUCUGGGUCCUAUAGUUGCGUACUUCCUUACAGACUUCGAUUGUAUUGUUUGCAAUUUGGUAUCGUCCUAAAAGAGAAAAUAUAUUCAGAAUUAUAAGCAUCUGAAACCGGAACAGAUGCGCUCUAAAGAUAGAAACAUUCAAAAAUGACUCCUUUUCUAUGUCAACUACAGUCAUAUCUAGCAAGUCCCAUUUAUACCUAUUUGUCAUGUACCUCAUGACAGAGCACAAUAUAAGUCAACGUAAACUGAGUAGAUACUUGUCCAAGUAGGCGGUGCUUUAAAUACGUGGUUUCCUAAUCUGAAGAUUCUGAAAGAAGAAAAAAAAAACUUCUGCCAGUUUGAAAUCUAUAAUUGUGGAUUGUGGAAAGGUCUUCUGCACCAGAAAUCCACAAUAAGGCUGGGUUCACACUACGGUUUGUCAUUACGGUUCCCGUAUACGGCUGGGAGGAGGAGU